AAGUUAACCAUAAAUACCUCACUAUAAAUAGAUUUAACAAAAAUCAUAUACGUAAAAUACUUGGAAGUGAAAUUAUGAUAUAAACAUCAAAAAUAUAUAUUCGAUUAGAAAGACUGACUCCACAAAUAUGUAUAAAUCAACUUAAUAUAAAACUAGUGUUAUGGAUUAUUGGCCGAAUUUUUUAUUUUGCACGCCAAAGAAAAGAAAUUAAGGAAAGACAUCUAAGAUAUAAAAAUGGCAGAGCAAUUACUAUCUUCGAGAUCUUUUCAUAAUCACAUAAAACUGGGACUUGGAUUUUUAUUCACGAGGGAGGUCCUUGAAGAGUUUGUACGAGAAGAUACAGAAGAAUUUAUGGACAGUAUACUGAACGAUAUUUACACGAACCGCUCUGUUCCGAGAGGACUGUUAUGCCAUUCUUGCCUUACAUCAAAUGUGUUAAAAUGCCCAACAAAAGAUAUUUGUAGUUUAAAUGCCUCGCAUUGUUCAUUUCACAGUGGCACUUCUAAGUCGUAUCGUAUCUGUCCAAAUGGCAUCUGUGACCGCUUCAAAGACAGGAUAAAUGCAGAGCACAGAAGUGAACCAGUCUGGAAAAAUACGGAUGCCUCAAAGUGGUGAUCAUGCGCAGUCGAAAUAGCUAAAUGUUUUAUGCCUUGCAAAGGAUAUAAAGGAAUUGCUUCCUUAAACGAAACAGACUUCCACGGCAUUGUCAGCGUUAUAAUAAACAACAAGAGGUUACAGAACAAACUCUCAAAGAAAGGAAACCUGUGCAUAAAGUUACGCCAAAUGAGCAAUGAAUUUCGACAUUCAGCGAAUUUGUCCGUAGAUGAUAAUGACUUUGUGGAACGACUAGACUUACUGAUUGAGCUUCUGCAAGACCCAAAAUACUUGGUUUUAAAAACACAUUGUCAAGAUGCAGUUAAAACUCUGCGACAGCUCAAAACGGAUACCUUUGAGAUAAGCUCGAAACAAGUAAGCAGAGUACUAUCUGAUGCAAUUAAAGACCGGGAACAUACGGCAGUAAAGAAUAUCUCAGAGCAGGAACAGAUCACACUCAAAGUCUUGCACGAACUUAAUGCUAAGUAUAUAGAAGAAGCUAAAGUAGUUACUGCUAAUUCAUUGGCAGAAGUUAUCGACACAAAAGUGAGCACCCUUUUAGAGGUGACUGAAUUCGCAAAGAAGGAAAAGGCAAGUAUAGCAAGAACUGGCAAUCGAGAGCAACGAAAGUUACAAAGAACAGCCAAGAAACUAAAAUCAUCAUUCGAAAGGGACGAUGAAAGGGGAGAUAUUCAAGAUGAAGGAGACGAGCGUGCACAACAAAAAACGAGUAAACAUACAGAUUCUCAACUCAAACAAGAGCUUCGGGAUGAACUGAUUGAAUUUUAUAAAGGUGAGCACAAAUAUUUGCCCAUCUCACCAUUAAUCGACAGCAAUAAAGCACCACUUCUGGACUUUUACGUUGGUCCUACAAUGUAUUACAUUGAUAUGGAGAGACAGCCGUUCAGAAAUGAAGAGUCUAAAUUUACCCAACCUGUUAAAUCGUAUAGGGACAUAUUCUUCAAAGACAAUCAGAGAUGUAAAAAUAUUUAUGUAACAUCUCGGGCAGGAAGUGGAAAAACAUGUUUUUCAAAGCGAAUGACUUUGGCAUGGUGCCAAGCAUGGAAACCGGAAGACAGCAAACGAGAAUGUUUUGAGAUAGAAAACAUCGAAGCAAUGAAGGAUUUCGGCUUCGUUUUUCUUAUUUCACUCAGAGAAUGUCUGUCGAAGGAAUGUGAUGUUGAUGAUAUAAUUCAAAAGCAACUAAUUAGUAACCUGCCGGGUUGGUCUGCGUAUCCAAAUAUCAUGCAGGAUUUGUUACACUCAGAGGAUUGCUUGAUUGUGAUCGAUGGACUCGACGAAUGGAGUCAUCCUACAAAAAAGAAGAAAAAAUGUCACAAAUUUAUGUCUAAAAUUCCGCACCGGAAAUUUAGAACACGUACAACAAUCCUCACUACUUCGAGACGAUGGAAGUUCCAUACUAUUACUCAGGACAAUGUCCAGAUCGAUCAACAUGUAGAAAUGACCGGACUGGAUAACGAAUCGGCUCAAAUGCUGGCGAAAAAUGUCAUAACGCAUCUUAAUUCGCGAUCUGAACAGUCCAAAUCACCAGACGAUUUUAGAGAUAUGCUCGAAGCAAAGGGUCUCCAUAAGUUUAUACAUUUUCCGUUAAUUCUGAUGCAACUGCUGUCGCUAUGGUACGAUGGAAGAGAAACUGGUGAAUCUAAAUGUCAGAUUUUUAGUAAUAUGCUUGAAUUACUUUUCAUACAUGCUAAGAGAAGGUCAAAUUUUGAAGACAAGUUCAAAAACAUACCACAUAAGAAAGGCAAACGCUCAAACAAAACAUUACCUCGGAGUUUCACAUCCGCACCACUAUGUCAAAAAUAUAACCAAGUGUUGAAUUCACUAUCAAAAUUAGCGUACGAAACUAUGUUUGGAGAAAAUUUCGACAAUAGUCUUGUGUUCGACCAUAGCAUUGUCAAACGAUACCUUUCAGAUGACGAAUUUUCGCUAUGCUUGGAGACUGGAAUUCUUCUACAGUCUAAAGAAAAUGGCAAACUUACAUCCGAAGAUCUGAAUUAUUCUUUCCUGCACAAAACUUUUCAAGAAUUACUAGCGGCAUUAUUCAUUUCGUCAAAGACCGAUUUGCCAAAGAACAUGCUUCCAAAAAUCUUGAAAAAGAUCAAAUGUGUUGAUAACAUUUUACACAUGGAUAUGUUUUUAAUAUUUCUAAGCGGAUUUUCGUCCACAGUGAUAAAGAGUCUGUCUGAGGAAUUCGUUGCCCUGAUGUCAAAGGAAGAAAUGACUGAAAGAUACAGAAGGAAUAUUGGAACCAUUUUUGUCAAAGACUUUGACAAAAUGCAUGAAUUGUCAGAUCUGCUGGUGUCCUGUUUAGAAGAAAGCAACAACAAUGGUCAUGACGCGGACGUAUAUCUAGGAGAUAUCUUUGUCGACCAAAAAUGCACAGAUCCAAACUUUAGAGCAGCUAUGUCGAAACUUAUUGCUUACAAUAAUGGUACUACUAUGAAGUCACUUUAUGUGCAAGUGCACCAAACUGUGAACACAGAAAAGAUUGACCUGAUUAUGAAAGACAUCAACAUAGAUUCCGUGCACUCGCUAGAAAAGCUGUGUGUAUGGGGAAACAUACAGGCGUCCAAUGUAAAUUCUCUACUAAUCAAUUCAAAUGAUUCUAUGAAGUGCUUAGAACUAUGGCAUCAAAGUCAUACCGAGGAUGAGCUCGCAAGUUUGCAGAAAAUGAACAAUGUCAGCGGGUUUUCUCUUCUUAGCAUUGAAAUGCACCACAGCCAGAUCGUUAAGUUAAUGUCAUACAUUUCCGCGAAUAGCGUUUUGGAGCAGCUGAAUUUGAAUGAUAUUGAAUGUAUUGAUCACGGCGAAGAAUGCCCUGGAUACGAGUUAGACGUAUGCCAAAAAGCGAAACCCCGGUUAUUCCUAGUGGAUAAACUUCACGUCACAAAAGUUUCAGUAAAUGCUGAACAUAUGCAAAUGUGUGUAGCUAAAUGGUUAUUCAAAGAAGGUGCAUUGGAUUCUUUGCUUACCUGUCUGAAAGGUGCGUCUAGUCUGAAGCGAUUUGAAUGUGAUGGUCCUGAAAGUGAAAGAGACACUAAAAGCUUAAUUACUUCAGUACCGUUAUUUGAAAAUUUAAAUUACUUUAGACUUAGAAACGUUAAGAUAUGCAGUGGUAAAUUGAACCUUUCAAACAUGACGGGUCUUAUGCGUGUUCAUAUAUGGCACGCUUCCAUGACCGCUGAAGUGUUCGGAGGCAUAGUGAAAGAUGUUGAAUCAUUGGGAAAAUCAGUGAUUGUUAUAUUAGAUGAGUGCGAUAUAACACCUGAUGAUAGAGAGAACAAGGUGAGGGAAUAUGUUAAAAAUUGCGGGAAGUUUGAAGUGAUCAAGGAAGCACUGGGAAAAUACCGACAAUUCCACUUUAAAUCGUUGUCAAAGUGAGGAGAAGGAUUCGCCUUUUUUGCGAGCGACAGGUCUUUAAUUAGAUGUUCAAAAAGUAUGUAUGUGGUUUUGUUUUAGCAGUGUUUAUCUACCUCUUAAGACGUUUAUCAGGGAAUGGAAAUUGAUGUCUUCAAAUAUGUUGCUAAAUGCAUUGUAUUAAUAGUAUUCGCCACAAGAUGCUAUCUAUACGGCUUUCGUGAUGGGAGUAAAUAGUUACGUAGAGAUACACGCGCCCUUGUCUUAAUAAUGUCCUUGGAGAAUUUCCCCACAACUAAAUCUGGAUACUAACAACACGACCAACAUAGAGUAUGGAUGACUAAACCCCUAACAACAGCAAUGAUUUACAUAUAAUAUGAAGGUGUAAAUGAACUGUUUCACAUAUCCUUGAAUAAAUGAUUAGUUUAUAUACUUUAAACCCAGUUUAAGAAACUCGUGUACUAUAAGCAAUGUGCUAAACAUAUUACACACUCAAAAUGGCUUACCGGUCAACAUCAAAAAUCAUUCCCGAGGUAUGCAAGCCUUUUAGUUAGUGUUUAUUACAUGACAUCAGAAGUAUGUUUCAAUAAACAUGCCUCAAGACAGUGUAUGUUUCUCAAUAUUAAUAUUAUUUAUUUUUUAAUGCAACUGCCAAGAGAUAAUCAUUAUUUUUCUAUUAUAUUUAUCUUACCGCAUUUUAUUCAUAAUAAUGCAUUAUAUGUCGGCAUUAGGCCUACCUACUUGUACUAAAUUAUGAACGCCCUCUCGAUAUUUUUGUCGUUAUCCCUUUUAUUACUAAAGUACGUUAUUGAAACCUCUCACGUAUUUAGAAAUAUGUAUAUUUGAAAAAUAAAACAUGAAGAUUUCAAGACAAUCCACGUGAUUCUGUGAUAUCAUUUUAUCUAUUCUACGGCCUCAAUCCUAUUUUAAAAUGACACAAAGAAAAAGAUGAAUUUAUACACGAGCGACUUUUGAUAUAAUGCAAGGGAAUUUGGACAAAAACAAAAUAAUUUCUUUAUCCUGUAACGUUUUAGGAAUAAAUCAAAGUAUGGUGACAUACAUCAGUGACAAGUCAAUAUCAACGCCUCUGUAUCCUUAUAAAUGAUAUUUGUGCGUUAUAUAAAACAUUGCUUUUAUGAGUAUGUUUGUGACUAUUUAAAAAUGGACAGAGACCGUAAAAUGAAUGAAAUGGUACCUUUGCACAAUUUGAUUUGUCUAAAACUUCAAGAUUUUACCAACAAAUUUGUCUAAAUGUAUGUGAAAUUUGAUUCAUUCACUAUUGGAAUUACAAAAGAUACCGCUAGAAUAUCAGAAGGGAAAUUACUGAAAAUACUUCCGAAUGUAAGACCAUUUCGGUACAUAAUGAUAAGACAGUGUUAUUGAUUAAAAACAGCUUUAUGGCGGUGAAUCUGUUGCCAUAGUAAUGUCUAGUCAAUGCUUCAGAUAUUAUAAUCUUAUAAUAUGAUCUCACUUUAAACAUAUAUGCUCAGUGUUUUAUGUUUUAUUGAAAUAAUGAAUGACAGUUAUUUAUUAAAAUGUUGAAAAAGA
Molecule: messenger RNA, 5523 nt
Organism: Mercenaria mercenaria
Lineage: Eukaryota; Metazoa; Mollusca; Bivalvia; Venerida; Veneridae
Exons: 5
Coding region: 646-3999 (1117 amino acids)
Source: RefSeq, a predicted model, not a curated record